Trichomonas vaginalis G3 is the source of this 507-nucleotide messenger RNA. RefSeq names its product Ankyrin repeat family. Bases 1 to 507 code for a protein of 168 amino acids. Gene Ontology annotation, molecular function: transcription cis-regulatory region binding; protein binding. Gene Ontology annotation, biological process: positive regulation of transcription by RNA polymerase II. The transcript has a single exon. The record is from RefSeq and is a predicted model, not a curated record. Gene Ontology annotation, cellular component: nucleus. NCBI's taxonomy places the organism in Eukaryota, Parabasalia, Trichomonadida, Trichomonadidae.
AUGAAUUUUCUCAUUCCAUCUCUUUGUGAAUAUCUUAUUUCACAUGGUGCAGAUGCAAAAGAUACGAAUGAAUUAAAGAUUACUCCUUUACAUUUUGCAGCAUCAUUUAAUUGCACAGAAAUUGCAGAAAUUCUUAUUAAGAACGGAGCAAAUAUCGACGCACAAAAUAACGGUGAUGAGAUUCCUCUUAUGUACGCAUCUCUUUCUGAUAGUGCAGAAGUAGCAGAACUCCUUCUUUCUCAUGGUGCAAAUAUAAAUGCAGUUGAUAGCAUUGGAAAAAAUUCUCUAUUAAAAUCAAUGAAUAGGCAUGCUAAUAAUGUAAUAAAGCUUCUCACCUCACAAGGAAUAGAUAUCAAUGCGAAAGAUCCCAAUGGCAAUACAAUGCUUCACCACGCUAUUGAUUCUGCUGAUUUCCAUAUGGUAGAAAUCCUCAUUUCUAAUGGAGCAAAUGUCAAUGAAGUAGGUGAAUUAGGAUUAACACGAAAGAAUAACUCAACUUCUGAUUAA